Mytilus californianus (California mussel) is the source of this 7309-nucleotide messenger RNA. Its product is annotated as ribosomal protein S6 kinase-related protein-like. Gene Ontology annotation, molecular function: ATP binding; protein serine/threonine kinase activity. NCBI's taxonomy places the organism in Eukaryota, Metazoa, Mollusca, Bivalvia, Mytilida, Mytilidae. Gene Ontology annotation, biological process: protein phosphorylation. The coding region runs from base 78 to 1310 and encodes 410 amino acids. The transcript has 14 exons. The record is from RefSeq and is a predicted model, not a curated record.
UGUAGCCUGUAGGAUUGAAUGACUAUUUUUUAUUUUGGAACUUUUAAAACAUGUAAUCAAAAUGCACUUGUUAAGCUAUGGGGAACAGCAAUCAGAAAAAUCCCCUAAGAAAAGCCCAAUCGGUUCCAGAAUCCCAGUUUUUACAAGAAACAAAUCCUGAUUUUGUAAGAAGUAAAACAAGAGCAUCAGCUCGACUGAGUCGUGGAAAGUCACAUGAACAAUUAGAGAAUGAUUCCUCCGCUCCAGACAAACCCAAGUGGAAUAAUGUUCCAUUGGUGGAAGCCUUGUUCUUGCCAGAUUUUCCAGUACGAGGAGAUUUUAAACAACAAGAGUUUGAGGUUAUUGAUGUUAUAGCUAAGGGAGCCUAUGGUAAUGUGUAUUUGGUUCGGAGGGAAGAUGAAAAACAGAACUAUGCAGUUAAAGUUAUGGGAAAAACUCAGAUUAUUGUAGAGAAUGCUAUACAGCAGUGUAAAGAUGAGGCAGCAAUCCAGGCAAUGCUUGGUGAUCAUCCAUUUAUUGUAAAGCUUCAUGAGUACUGGCAGUCUCGUAAAUUUUUAUAUAUAGUAUUAGAUUAUGUGCCAUUUGGAGACAUGUUUACAUUGUGGACAUUCCAUGGAUAUUUUCCUCAACCUUUAGUUAAGAUUUAUGUUUCACAAUUAGCUUUAGUAUUAGAUUAUUUACAUAAUGCAGGAGUUAUUUAUAGAGAUCUGAAGAUGGAGAAUAUUCUGUUUGAUCAGGAAGGCAAUAUACAGUUGACAGAUUUUGGAUUGUCUAAAUGGUUAACAAAAGGAGAGAAAACACGGACGAUAUGUGGCACUCUUCAGUAUAUGGCUCCUGAAGUGCUAGUCUCCCAUCCUUAUGGUCACACAGCAGAUUGGUGGUCACUUGGUAUAUUAAUGUUUGUCAUGUUAGCUGGCAAGUAUCCAGCAGAGGGCGCUCUUGACCACAUGGAGAUGACUAAGUUAGUUUGGGAAUGUGAUUAUUUACUCCCUAACCACUGUAGUGAUUCAGCUCAGGAAGUUGUCAGCAAAUUAUUGAUAAAAAGUCCUGAAAAGAGGAUGACAGAUCUAUCUGCUUUACAAAACCUUGCAUUUUAUAAAGGCAUUAAUUUUACUGCUGUCAUUGAGAAAAAGAUCUCACCAAAGCAAUCAGUCCCUGUUGACUUUUUCCCUAUGUCAGGUGUUAGUUUUAGCUAUUCUCCAAAUACUGACCCGAGCUCUGCUUAUCUAGUGAAUGGUAAAGAUCCAUUUGCAGGGUUUGAUUGUGUAUGGAAUCUACCUCCAGAUGCAGAAGAAGCUGUGUAUGUAUGACACAUGUCAGUCAUGUGACCAUCUCUAUUCAAGUCAGCUGAUCUACACUUUAGUAAUCAGAAAACAGACUAUCUUCAUAAUCAAAGAUAUAUGUACACGAGAAAGAUUUAUGUAUGCAGGAUAAAUACUAGUCUCAUAUUGUGCUAUUGCUUCAUGUAUUUAGACAAUGAGAAGUACUUUUUGACAAUCGCUUGUAUAUGAUUUGCAUAAUUUAAUCUGCAUGAUGUUUUACAGGUAUGUUAAUGUUUGAUAGAAAAUUUGUUAACAUUUCUUAUGAUGGGCAUGUUGAUUUGUUUUGCUGUGGACAUGAUUAUGAUGGUGCUAAUACUAUGUAGAGUAAGCUGACUACAGAGUAACAGUUACUCAUAAAGCUUAUAUAAAACCAGAAAUCCAGAUAUAGAAAAAAGAUUGUAUAGUUCAGAAUAUUUCUGUAAAAAUACGAUGUUCAAGGAUGUGGGAAAAUCUUUUAAUGAUUUCUUCGAGUGCAGAAAGCUGGGUUAUUUUAUUUGAUUUUGUACAAUAACAUUAAAACUUUACUGUACUGUGAAAGGCUGCAACUUAAAAUCACAAUCCAUGUUUUAUAUAUAGAGACAGGUGUUACAGAAUAACAAAAAUCCUUCAUUUAAAAUGCAAAAAUAAAAAGAAGAUUUUGAAAAAUGCUUUCAAAUUAAGAUUUAUCAAAUUUCAAUAUGCAAUGUGUUCAUGUAUUCAAAAAAAAUCUUAGAAUAAGUCAUUGCAUUUGUAUAAUAAACAAACAAGAUCUGGAUCAAGAUAGUUUAAGCAAUAUAACAAAGUCAGUUUUUAGUUUUUAUUUAUUUGCAUACGAUAGAUUCUUAUACUCUAAACAAAACUGAGUAAAUUAACACUUUUGAGAUUUCCCUUGGUCAGUGGUAUCGUUGGUUAUUUCCUUAAAUCAAUAGUUAGAAACAGUUAAUAAUCAACUUAUGUUUUUUUUUAUGCAAAACAUUUGUUAUUUAUUAAAAAUAAAAUGACUAUAAUGAUAAUGUUAUGUAUGCUACAUUGUGUAUGAUGAACUUUAUAUUAAGGCAAAAUAAAGUAGUAAUUUUAAAAUAUAAUUUUAUUCUAAAGAUAGAAACAUGUACAGAUACCCAGAUACACACAUAAAUGUAAAUAAAUACAUUUUCAUAUACUGCAGAUUUAUUUUUUUUGUGGGUACCAAUUUUUGUGGAUUGAUGAAAAAUUGCAAUUUCUUGGAUAUUUGAUUUCCUGGUUUUGCCAAAGUCUGUAUACAAGCUUAUAGAAAAUUGUACUUCGUUGAAUAUCUAAAUUUUUGGUUCACCUAUAUCCACAAAAAUUUGUUUCCAACGACUAAAAAUUAAUCCACAGUAAUUGAAACUGAUCUUUAUUUAAAAUUGAUAUUAACUUUUGAUUAUAUUUGAAAAAUAUCAUAUACUUUAUACCCAAAUAAUUUUGCCAGCCAAUUUCAUGGGUAGAAAAAUAAUGUGAAUAUCUCGCAUUAUGAUUUUUAAGAUAUUCCUCAGAAAAGAAAGUAUUGAAAAGGAAUUGUGGCAAAGCUGAUUACACAGUGCUGAAAGCAAACAAAAAUUAUCUGUGAAAAUAAUUUGGUUUAAAGUAAUAAAAAUAAAUUCUAACUAAAGGGCUGGGUUUAGAGAUAUUUUAGAGCUAGUUUUCGGUGUUAAGGAUAAUGCUAGACUUUAGACAAAGGUAGUAGUGUGAUAUGAUUUUGAAAAUCCUCUGAAAUAAUUAAGUCUAUAUGUUAUCAUUUACAUUCUAGUAGACUGACUUUGAAUUCAUUUCUUAGAUUUGUCUCAUGCAUUCCAUUUAAUGCAUCAUUUAAAAAAAUAUUUCAGCAGACUAAUUCUACCCAUUUUUAAAUUUUCAAAAGAAUUUUUUUUUUUCUUGUCCACAAUGAGGUUGCACAAACAUCAAUUUAAACAUUAUAGACUUAAAUUAAUGUUUGUGCCACCCAGUCCUGAUUAAUAUAUUUCAAUGGUGUACCAGUUGAUUUGAUACUGAAUUAAAUUCCAUCCUUCUUUGAUUUUUAUACCACGUAAUAAACAUGACUGAAAUGUCCAAUAACAAUACAGAUAACUUACAUUGAGUGUUGACAGUUUAAGAAGGUUGUAAUUGGUUUUAAUUUAUUAAGCAUGAUUGAGAAUGUAUGAUGCAUAAAUGUGUUUUUAAAGCUUUCUUUGAUUUAAACAGUUAUCUUUUUAUUGUUUUUAUUGAGCUGUUUACUAAACCAGAUAUAAGUUUUUACUUACAAAUAUUCAAAUAUAUAAUGUAUGUUUUAGAUGUCUUUUUCCAUGACUGAUAAUAUGCAAAUUGUCUCUUGUUAGUAUCUUAAUGUACUGACAGUUACACUAUUCUGAUACUGAUAAAAUCCAUAAUAUUGAACUAUUUAUCAAUGCAAGCUGAAAGUCAGCUUUUUAGACAAAUCGCUAAUGUUGUUAAUGUUUAGACCCCCAAAAAUGGUCUCUAAAGAACGAUUUGAAAAAAUACAUAUUUUAACUGUCUUAGCUUUAAUGUGGCUUAGAAAAAAGUAGAUUUACUCCUGUCUGUCAACUUUGUAAAGGUCUGCUUUAAAUCUACACAAAAAAAUAUUCCAAACUUCUGUAGAUGGACAAAAAGAAAUUGGAUUGUAAUAAUUGAAAAAAAACAACAUUCCAAAGUUUAGAUUCCAUUUUACACCUUACUUUUUUGUAGCAUACAUUUAGAUAUUAUUUAUUUAUACCUACGCAUUUAACUUCCAAGUUGUGAUAUAUUUCAAACGUUAUUUCUACUUUAAUGAUAUCUUACAAUAUUUUUUUACUAUUUUACAUCUAUAUGCAAAUGUGUCUGAUUGAAUGGACUAUAUAUUAUCAAGGAUUUUAAAUUUCAUUUGGACUGACAACUUACACAUAUAAGAAAAAUGAUUACUGUAAAUUCAGAAAUUAUUGCGUGCAUUUAUUAUUGGGAUUUUUAAAGAAUGAACAAAAAUGUGAAAUUAAUUAUUCCGAUUUCAGGAAAAUCUUCAUAUAGAUAUAUGUAUCAGAUAUCAGAAUGUGAGUUCUUAUUAUUGCGAUACUCAACCAGUUGCAUUAUUCACAUUGAUAAAAACCUCGCAAUAAUUUCUGAAUUUACAGCAAUCAAAUGAAUUUUCCUAGCUUUUUACAAAGACAUAAAGGUGAAACUUGUUUUAGUCAUGCCCCAUCGGAAGAGGAAGACCCCAAUUGAUUCUGGGAUCAAUAGGUCAAAAGUUUGCCAUUAUUAUCUUUGGGAUCAUAUGUUCAACUUUUACUAAACUUGGUUUAUUAAAUGCCCUAUUGGAUGGAGAACAUCAAUAAUUUGGGCUAUAUAAGUCAAGGUUCACAGCAGCUAUUGAUAUUAUGAUUUUGAACAAUUUUUAUUUGUUUCCAGUUUUAUGUUUAAAACUAUAUGUCCGAUUUUCCCAAACUUGGAUUUGAUAUUGCAAUAUCCCGAGAUGAAAAAAAAACCCUUCAUUAUUGACCCGUGGUGCUUCUGUAAUAAGAAUUAGAUUAUUAUGAAUUGAUAGCUGAUAUAGAUUUUAAAUGAAUACACAAUAAUCAAGCUUUUUAUACAAUGAUGUAAAGAAUAGAAUUUGAAUUGCUAAUAAAAUAUGUGUACACAUAAAAAAUACUAAAUGUUUACACUUUUAUCAGUAUAUUCACAUCUGAGAUAAAGAAAAAUUUCUAUCAAAUGAAUUUUACUAUCAAUACAUCUUUUUCCAAAGAAACUUGAAUUAUUGUAGCUCUCUAGAUAUUUUCAUAUUAUAUGAGAAAAAGCAGAUGCAGUGAAGAAAUUAAUAAAACAUUUAAGUUUUGCUAGAGUUUGAAAUCAACUGAUUUUUAGUAAUCAAUUAGAUGUUUAGAAACAUUAAUUCAAGAAAAAAAAUGUUACUUCAUUUAUAAACAGGAUUUAUAAAUAGGUAAUCAGCUUUAUAAAAAAGAUGCCAUAUAGUUAUAGACAUAUAUACAGCUGUAGCUUCUUGAUAAGACAAGAAUAUAAUCACAUGUACAGUUGCUGAAAACUCUUUUUUGUUUGUGUUUUGAAUACUUGAUCUGUGGACAAUUAGAGUUUGUUUUUCAUUUUACAUUCAUCAUUUUACUCGUUAUUGAUAGAUACUACAAGAUGAUUUUCAAAUCAUAAAAUGAACAUAAAUAAAAGAGUUACAGUCUUAUAAAUAUACAUUAUUCAGAGAGGAUGCAUUCAUGAACAACAUCAAGCAAAUCUUCUUUGUAAAUUUUGAUAUUAGUUUUUAUUAUUAAUUUAAAUUGUAACUUUAAGUUAUGAUCAUUUAUUAAUGUAGUUUUUACCACUGGGAUAGUAUCACUUUUGCUAGACUAUCUCUUGGGGAACUAUCUUAGCAGUAGGCAGUGCUUUGGUACUGACAUGAUUUAAAUGAAACAUUUUGACUGCGAAUAUCUUGUUCAUAAAUAAUUAAAUUUUUCUUAAACUAAGGUUGUAAAUUUAUUAGGCAAGGUUGACAUUAGAGGGUUUUGGCCUUUUUUCAUGUUAUAGUUUUUAAAUGUUUUGUAAUUUGUCUUCAGUUUAUUUUAGAAUUUUAUAUCAUGCCCUUAGAAAUCUGUAUCAUACAGGCAUACGUACCACAUACCCAGUAACUAGUGCUUUAGUACUGUCAUGAUUCAGUUGAUACAUUUUUACUGUUAAUUUCCAGUUCAUUAACUAAGGAUUGCGACUCCUUCAGGCAAAGAUGACAUUGGACCUUUUGGCAUAUCCAUUUUUAACCGGAUUUCAAAGUAAAAAUCUUUUAUUGAUUUGGGGAUGUUCGGCAGGCGGGCGGGUGGCCAAACAGUGUUUGUUGAUUUACAUGAAAACGCUUUGAAGAAAUUUUUUCAAAUUUAGAUAUGUUGUUUCCUGUGACUAAAUGAAUCCAAAUACAAGAUGUUUAAAUUAAAAGUUGUGUCCAUACUUGCUCAAUUGUUCUGGGUUCAACCUCUACAGGCAAAUCCGGUUUACUGUCACUCGACAGCCUCUUGUUAACUUUUUUUAUUGGCUUUCUCAACUUUUGGUAUCUGGCAUACCUGAUGAAGUUUAAUGUAGAAACAGGUGUAGUGUUCAUAGAAAUCAGACGGGUAUAACACUUUUUUCAAUCUAAAAGAUUUUAUGUCAUGUAUUAACACCAAUAUUUUACAAUAUAAUAUUCAUUGUUUUAUGUAAAACAAAAAUGUAAUUUUAACUUGCUUUUUUAAGUGCCUAAGAAUCAGGCAGUUAUGAAAACAUGACAAACAAUAACCCACUCAAGUUGACAUUUAUUUAUGUCAAAAUGUUUAAUGGUGCAUGAAUAUAACAUUCGUUUCUAUUUCCUGUUCUGGUAAUUCAAGAUAUAAUUUGGUUGAAAUGCACUAGAAAUUAACAAUUAAGGGGAGCUAACUCCGUAUUUUGCUAUCAUUCUAAUCAAAAGUUAUCUAGAGAUUUCUCGAUAACUAGAUACCCAAAAAUGAAAGACCUACACUUUUAAACUCAGGAUGAGGUUAACUUCAAAAUAGGAUGGUUAGGUCAGUGGGUUUUUUUCGGCCAUGUUUUGAUUUUUUUCAAAAAUGCCUGAUUCUUACAAAGACUGGCACUUAAUAUAAACAGGAGUACAUGCUAUGUAGGACAAUGCUAAAACCAUUAGAUUUCAUUUUAUGAUCAGAAAAGCCUUGUCAAUAAUAUUAAUAAUUUAUAAACUUGUUAGGUAAAAUGUACAUCAAAACUGUAUACAUGUCAAGCUGAUUCGCUUUUUAGUAGAACAUUUUACAAGUUACAUUAUUAUACCUCAAAUGGAAGAAAUGCUCACUUUCCAUUUUGUUGUUGUUAUUUAUAAUACAUAAUUCUGAUGAAGAAAUAUGAGCCAUUUAGUGUGUGAAGACAAUAGGCAUACAUUGUUUCACCUUUUUCCAGUAUGGGAAAGGUGUUUUAUCUAGUGGGUUGUUUUCUUAGUAAUGAAUGUUGUUAUUUGUGAAUUGUUGAGAAUAAAAAAUAUGCAAUAGUAAAAAUAUAAAAAAUCAACCAGA